AAUUGACGUCUACAAGUUGCAUUGGUAUUUUAGCCAUGGUAUGGCCAUCAACUGUGUUCCCCAAACAGUUUGCACUCAUUGGAGGUGCUGCUGCUGCCAUCUGUGCGGGUGUUUACGUGUUUUUUGGGCCCAGCGAUAAGGAAAGGUCAAAACGAAAAGCAGUUUGUCCUGGUUUGGAGAAUCUUGGCAACACAUGUUUCCUGAAUGUUGUGCUGCAGUCACUUGCUGCUUGUCCGGCCGUGGUCAUCUGGCUGGGCAAGUUCCUCUCACAAGGUGCAGCGCUCAGUGGUACAGCAGCUCAGGACUACUUGGCCGCAACCAUUUACAAAGUGCUUAAAGUGUUGAACAACAACUCUGAGGAUGUGUGCGACCCAUACAGUCCAGUAGCUGUGAUCACUGCCCUGAGAUCUCGCAGAUGGGUCAUCUCUUCUGAAGAACAGGAUGCUCAUGAGCUGUUUCAGGUGCUGACUCAGACUCUGGACGAGGAGACCAGUCGAUACCCGAGUGUUGUCUCGCUCUUUGAUGUGAAAGCUUUACAGAACCCCCUGAACAGGUAUCAGCCUGAUGGCAUGGCGUUCACCAGGAGUGGCAGUCUUCUGCCAAUUCUUCCUCAGCGGGACAUGGAGCACCCGUUCCGCGGUCUGCUAGCCAGCCAACUGGACUGUCAGCACUGUGGAUUCCACUACCCUGUCAAGUACGACCUCUUUGACAGCCUCUCUCUUAGUCUGCCAAAGGGAUUCUGGGGAUCUUUGAGUAUUGAUCAGCUGUUACGCCAGUUUAUUUGUCCGGAGAUCAUUGAAAGUGUUAUCUGUCCGGAGUGUGCUAAAAAGAAUCCGUGCAAGAAGACACAAGAUGCUCCAUCGUCUGUUUUCAGAAAAAAACUCACACUGGGGAAAUUGCCUCAGUGUCUUUGUCUACACAUUCAGCGAACCCAGUGGAUAAACAACAGUGUUCCUGUCAAGCGUUACGAUUACAUCUCUUUCCCAGAAGUCUUGUCAAUGGAUGAAUAUGUGUACACGAAAAACAGUCGCAAAGAUGUUGAUAAUCGCCACGGAUUGUUUGGUGGAAAGGACACUACAUUAGACUUACUACGGUUUGGAACGAGCACUGGUCGUGUUGUUGGCACGUCAGCGCCGAUGAACCUGCUGCGCACCCUGCAUCACGACAGCCACACCAUCAGCGGGCUGUCUCUACGCCACGAGCUCACCACCAGCCACGGGGAUGUCAAUCACAACGGGCCAGUGGUCAAGGCCAGGGCGGAGUUCACCUACAAAUUAGCUUCAGUGAUAGCCCACAUCGGAGACGAGUUCUCAGGCCAUUUUGUGGCAUACCGCCGAACCCCGUCUCUCAGGGAUGGGAAGUUGGGCGACAAGUGGAUGUAUACGUCGGAUGCCACGGUGCGAAAAGUGUCCAGGGAAGAGGUGCUUGGAUCGGAAGCCUACAUGCUGUUCUAUGAGAGGGUGUAAGUCCCCAGAGGGCCAACUUUUAAAAUCAAAACAAAAAACAUUAUGAUUUGCUGUAACUUACCAUUGGGCUAUUUCUCUUUCCAGCCAGUGCACCACGACUGGUAUAGCAAAGGCUGUGGUAUGUGAUAUCCUGUC
Molecule: messenger RNA, 1601 nt
Organism: Gigantopelta aegis
Lineage: Eukaryota; Metazoa; Mollusca; Gastropoda; Neomphalida; Peltospiridae
Product: ubiquitin carboxyl-terminal hydrolase 30-like
Exons: 8
Coding region: 36-1466 (476 amino acids)
Biological process (GO): protein deubiquitination
Cellular component (GO): cytosol; nucleus
Molecular function (GO): cysteine-type endopeptidase activity; cysteine-type deubiquitinase activity
Source: RefSeq, a predicted model, not a curated record